This is a messenger RNA of Protopterus annectens (West African lungfish), 4871 nucleotides long. It is a transcript of the gene ATP1A3, whose product is annotated as ATPase Na+/K+ transporting subunit alpha 3. Gene Ontology annotation, molecular function: ATP hydrolysis activity; ATP binding; P-type sodium:potassium-exchanging transporter activity. Gene Ontology annotation, cellular component: membrane. Gene Ontology annotation, biological process: intracellular potassium ion homeostasis; potassium ion import across plasma membrane; sodium ion export across plasma membrane. The record is from RefSeq and is a predicted model, not a curated record. The transcript has 23 exons. Lineage: Eukaryota; Metazoa; Chordata; Ceratodontiformes; Protopteridae. The coding region runs from base 159 to 3227 and encodes 1022 amino acids.
CGAUUCCUGUUUGAUAGCGAGGAGGUUCAGAAGCAGACGGAGCCGGGAGGGAGCAGCGCAGCCCACAGCCCCAGAGUGCCUGAAUCAAGCAGCAGCUCUUCUGUUACCAUCAGCACACGCAGCCGCUGCAGCAACCGGGCUGGGACAGCGCCGCCAUCAUGGGGUAUGGAAGGUCAGACAGUUACCGCGUGGCUACCACGCAGGACAACAAAGAGGAAGACACCAAAUCAACCAAAUCAAAGAAGGACAUGGACGACCUCAAGAAAGAAGUCUCUAUGACAGAACAUAAGAUGUCAGUAGAAGAAGUAUGCAGAAAAUACAACACAGACUGCGUCCAGGGUUUGGCUCUCAGUAAGGCACAAGAAGUCCUCGCACGGGAUGGCCCCAAUGCCUUAACCCCACCUCCCACGACCCCAGAAUGGGUGAAGUUCUGUAGGCAGCUGUUUGGUGGUUUCUCAAUCUUGCUAUGGAUCGGAGCAAUCCUAUGUUUCCUGGCAUAUGGUAUUCAAGCAGGGAUGGAAGAUGACCCAUCAAAUGACAAUUUAUACCUGGGUAUUGUUUUGGCCGCUGUUGUCAUCAUCACUGGCUGUUUCUCCUACUACCAGGAAGCCAAGAGCUCCAAGAUCAUGGAGUCCUUCAAAAACAUGGUGCCUCAGCAAGCUCUUGUAAUACGAGAAGGUGAGAAAAUGCAGCUGAAUGCAGAAGAAGUAGUGGUUGGAGAUCUGGUGGAAGUUAAAGGAGGAGAUAGAGUUCCUGCAGACCUUCGAAUUAUCUCUUCACAUGGAUGCAAGGUUGACAACUCCUCCCUAACUGGUGAAUCUGAGCCCCAGACUCGAUCACCUGACUGUACUCAUGACAACCCACUGGAGACCAGGAACAUCGCAUUCUUCUCAACCAACUGUGUAGAAGGUACUGCACGAGGCAUUGUUGUUGCAACUGGAGACCGCACAGUUAUGGGUCGUAUUGCCACCUUGGCAUCUGGGCUAGAGGUGGGAAAGACCCCCAUUGCUAUUGAGAUUGAGCACUUCAUCCACAUUAUCACAGGUGUAGCAGUUUUCUUGGGGGUCUCCUUCUUCGUCCUGUCCCUUAUCCUUGGAUACAGCUGGCUAGAAGCCGUCAUCUUCCUGAUUGGAAUCAUUGUUGCCAAUGUGCCAGAGGGACUUCUAGCUACUGUCACAGUGUGUCUGACACUGACAGCCAAACGAAUGGCUAGGAAGAAUUGCCUGGUAAAGAACCUGGAAGCUGUGGAAACACUUGGCUCCACCUCUACCAUCUGCUCUGACAAGACUGGUACCUUAACACAGAACCGCAUGACUGUGGCCCACAUGUGGUUUGAUAACCAGAUCCAUGAGGCAGACACCACUGAAGACCAGUCUGGUGCAUCAUUUGAUAAGAGCUCAGCAACCUGGGUGUCACUGUCACGUGUCGCAGCACUCUGUAACCGAGCUGUUUUUAAAGCCGGCCAAGACAACCUCCCUGUACUGAAGCGAGAUGUAGCAGGUGAUGCAUCUGAAUCGGCUCUGCUGAAGUGCAUUGAGCUAUCCUGUGGCUCUGUGAAGCUCAUGAGGGAAAAGUACAGAAAGGUGGCAGAAAUCCCAUUCAAUUCUACAAAUAAAUAUCAGUUGUCCAUUCAUGAGACCGAAGACCCUAAUGAUAAUCGAUACUUACUGGUGAUGAAAGGAGCACCAGAAAGAAUUCUGGAUCGCUGUGCUACCAUUUUAAUCCAAGGAAAAGAGCAGUCUCUUGAUGAAGAGAUGAGAGAAGCUUUCCAGAAUGCUUACCUGGAGCUAGGUGGACUAGGAGAACGGGUGUUGGGUUUCUGUCACUUUUACCUUCCUGAAGAAAGAUACCCUAAGGGCUUUGCCUUUGAUGCAGAAGAUGUGAACUUUGCAACAGAUAAUCUUUGCUUCUUGGGCCUGAUGUCCAUGAUUGACCCACCCAGGGCAGCUGUGCCUGAUGCUGUUGGGAAAUGUCGGAGUGCUGGUAUCAAAGUUAUCAUGGUUACUGGUGACCAUCCAAUCACAGCUAAGGCUAUUGCAAAAGGUGUUGGUAUCAUCUCUGAGGGCAAUGAGACUGUGGAGGAUAUUGCUGCAAGACUUAACAUUCCUGUUAGUCAAGUCAACCCCAGGGAUGCAAAGGCCUGCGUAAUUCACGGAACAGAUCUAAAGGAUAUGGCUUCAGAGCAAAUAGAUGAAAUUCUCAGUAACCACACAGAAAUUGUCUUUGCUCGGACAUCACCUCAGCAAAAACUGAUCAUUGUGGAAGGCUGUCAAAGGCAGGGUGCCAUUGUAGCAGUGACAGGUGAUGGUGUAAAUGACUCCCCGGCUUUGAAAAAGGCAGACAUUGGUGUGGCCAUGGGCAUUGCUGGCUCAGAUGUAUCCAAACAGGCAGCAGAUAUGAUCCUGCUUGAUGACAACUUCGCCUCCAUUGUGACUGGUGUAGAAGAAGGUCGUCUGAUCUUUGACAACUUGAAAAAAUCCAUUGCCUACACACUGACCAGUAACAUUCCUGAGAUUACACCUUUUCUUCUCUUCAUUAUGGCGAAUAUCCCCCUGCCACUGGGCACUAUUACCAUCCUCUGCAUUGACUUGGGCACUGACAUGGUACCUGCAAUCUCAUUGGCAUAUGAAGCUGCAGAGAGUGACAUCAUGAAGAGGCAACCUCGUAACCCCAGAACAGACAAGCUAGUAAAUGAGAGGCUAAUCAGCAUGGCCUAUGGACAGAUUGGGAUGAUCCAGGCAUUAGGAGGCUUCUUUAGUUACUUUGUGAUCCUGGCAGAGAAUGGUUUUCUCCCAUCAGGUCUCUUGGGCAUCAGGUUAAAGUGGGAUGACCGGACAUGCAAUGACCUAGAAGACAGCUAUGGACAACAGUGGACCUAUGAACAAAGGAAAAUUAUUGAAUUCACUUGCCAUACCGCCUUUUUUGUCAGCAUCGUGGUUGUACAGUGGGCUGAUUUAAUCAUCUGUAAAACCAGGAGGAAUUCUGUUUUCCAGCAAGGAAUGAAAAACAAGAUUUUGAUUUUUGGUCUGUUUGAGGAAACAGCCCUAGCUGCCUUCCUUUCUUACUGCCCUGGCAUGGAUGUUGCUCUCCGAAUGUAUCCUCUGAAACCAACCUGGUGGUUCUGUGCCUUCCCCUACAGCUUUCUGAUCUUUGUCUAUGAUGAAAUGCGUAAACUGAUACUGCGCAGGAAUCCUGGUGGUUGGGUGGAGAAGGAAACCUACUACUGAACACCAUGGCAUCGACUUCUUUCAGAGACCAUCCACUCUUUCUACUACAACUCACAGCUCCAUAGUGCUUCUACCAGGAAAUGCCACAGGGAAAAAGAACAAAACCUUUCAAAAGUCCCCCAGAUAUGCCCCUGGCUUCGGUUUUGCACUUUUUUUUUGUUGUUUUGUUUUUAAUAUUCAUUGUAAAGAAUCAUUAGUUUCAGUCAUCUUAUAUUUUUCUGUAAAUUUUACUAGAGAAGAUAUUUUUUAUUUGAACUUUGGCUGACCAAAGGUGACCAGUGAACUGCGCAGAAAUGCGGGCUGCCCUGCAUCUGCCUAGCAUUUUGAUUUAAUAAUGGGAGUGUGGAUGUGAUUUUUAAUUUUUUAAUGAGGAUAAAAUGGUUUUCUUUUUAUCCUGAGAAAUUGAGAUAAGGGGAGGGAAAUUUCAUGUUUAGGUAAUUUAGUCAAAAUAAAUAAACUGAUGUACUAUUUAAAUAAUUUUACAUAUGUACAGUGACAGAAUAUAGGCCAGGAAAGGCCUCUCAGAAAUACACCAAAACUGUAGUAGUUUGUUAAAAGUAUCAGUAUGCGACGCAGCAUGAUUGUGCCAUUUGACCCCAUUAAAGCUAAUGCAAAGACUCAGAGCCAUCAGAGGAGAUGAAGCACAGUUAAAAAGAGUCCAUAUUCAUCUUCUUCCUCCAUGUGGACUGGCUAGCCUACAUCAAGUAUCCUAGUGGCUGGGUAGAGGAAAGGGACCAGGCAAUAUGUCAAACUAUAUCCGUCCUCUAAGUAACAUCUUGUAUACAAUGUCAGUCUUAUAGGCUAUGCUUCAGUCACGGAAGUUAACUGCAUUCAUGAUCUGCCUGUGUGGGUUCCAGGAGGCACAACUGCUUUGUUGCUAUUAGAUCAAAGCAUGCUGUUUACAGAUUUUAGAAUCAAGUUAGCAAUCCAUAUUUCACAAAAGCCAUCUGUAGCUAAAAACUGAAUAUGGAACAUUUUUUUUUUUCAUUUUCAAGUUUCAGUGGUUAUAUAGUGUUUGUCACCAUUCUUUGUGGUUACAAAGAUAAGGGUAUAUAUUUGUAACUGUUUUUCCAGAUGAUAUGGGCAGCCCAGUCACGUGUGUCAUUGUGGCCACUACUCAUCUGGUGCCUGCUUACAAUAAAAAAAAUAAUAAAUAAAAAGUAACUAAAUAUGAAUUUAAAACAAUAAGGGAAACAUAUGAGUAAGUGAAAGAUCAACAUUUUAAAAGAUGAGUUGUUUUAGGGGGUCUUCCUCACAAUGUAGCCUCAUUUCCUGUCUGUCCUUUAAUUUGUUCCUGUGAGAAGAUUUUUCCCAGUGUGAAAGGUUCCACAUAUCCAUUCUCAUCCAGGAAGAGGAGAUACUGCAGAGAUUCCUUUUCCAUCCACUACAUGUUUAGGAGAUGGUUAGAGGGAUCUUAUCUCCUCCGUCACUGUAAAUGGGACAUCAGGUCCCGAAAGUGCAAGAUGUAUCUUUUUCAUACAAAACAAAAACAAAAUGUGUGACUUUGUGAUGUCAUUGCUCCUUCUUGCCCCUAUUUUUGUGUAGCAAAUUUUGUCCAGAUCUGCUCUAAAUUAAAAAAGGAAUGUUAAAUGUGUGAACAGUUCUCAAAAUUUAAAGAAAAUAAAAACAGUAAAUUUAAUAUGA